AUCACAAUGCGAUGUCGUGUCGCUGUGGAAAUACGGCAAGCGUUGGGGUCUGUCAAAUUUACUUUGACUCUUCGUGGUCACUCUCCAGCUGAGAAACAAGACCCAUCCUCGUAGAGUCAGAUACUGGCCUCAAGACACCUGUGGACACACCCCUCCAACUAUCAGCUCCUGCUGCUGGAGGCUCCCAUUAAAGACAAUGUGAGGACGUGAGGAGCCCUCACCCUUGUGACGUCAUCGUAUGCGACUUCCGGUAAAGCACGAUGAGAAGCAGCAGAUGUGGUCUCCUCCUUUUCCUGUCCUCCUGUCUGCUGUGUGUUCACUGUCAUGGGGACCAUAUGCAGAGACAGCCGCCUGUGGUUGAGAGUGGUGCCACCUUAUCGAGUCACGGUCGCUUUGACAAAGCGGUGGUCCAAGAUAAAGACCACAUAAUGGAGCAUUUGGAGGGUGUCAUUGACAAACCCGAGAAAGAAAUGUCGCCCCAGGAGCUUCAGCUGCACUAUUUCAAGAUGCACGAUUACGACGGCAACAACCUGUUGGAUGGACUGGAGUUAGCUACAGCUAUUACGCAUGUCCACAGAGAGGAAAAAGGGGAAAACAGCCAGCCGAUGCGCGAGGAAGAUCUAAUGAAUCUAAUCGACGACGUUCUGAGAGACGAUGACUUAAACAAUGAUGGUUACAUAGACUACGCCGAGUUCGCCAAAUCACUGGAAUAACACAUCACCUCACACAAUGCUGUCUUUGCCCACAACACAGCAAAAUGGAACCUGCACAGCCUUCAGAGUGGCCACUUGUUUUAAACAUCAUUUUCUUUUGCAGGAAUCAGUCGAGUUUUCUUUGCCAUCUUGCAGCAAGCGAGAUCAUUCACAGCAAAACACAACAUCAAACAUUACCCUGUGGGUGACAUGUCUGCACUAUUAAUGAUUGUAAACUCCUACAAUAGUGCCUUUUAAAGGGGCCACUUCAUCCAAAUCACAUUUAUUGGUAUAUUCUCAAGCUAAAAAUGAACUGGGCCACAGCUGGAUAACAACUCAAACCAAAAGUGUAAUACUUAAAAAAAACAAAAACAAAAUGCAAAUCUGCUUGAACGUUGUAUUUGGAUGACGAUAUCUACACAUCUGAGCCAAUUACUGCGCAUCCAACUGCUACUUAUCUGGAAUGUAACACUGUGUGCAUCCAGCAUUUACUUGUCAUGAAUGUAUCAUUACAUUGUGAAUGUAUCGCAGUGCCAUUCUGUGAAAUGCUGCCUCUUUAUCACUGGAUGAGAUCAUCGAGAAGUGCGCUAGUGUGUGUACAAGCUCAUAAAACGUACUCUUACUAAGCUUACUUUGUAUUUCCAGUAAACACCUCAACAAAUUUUGGGAUGUCAGCUGCCAUUUUUGUUCAUCUGCGAUUUUUGAUAAUGUACAGUUUAUUAAAGAUGAAGUCUAUAGUACAGUUUAUUAAAGAUGAAGAUAUUAUAUAUAUAUAUAUAUGUAUGUCUAGUGUUGAUUCUUCAGUUUGUCUUGUUGAAUAAAAAUAUUUAUGAAAAUGUGAACUAUUAAAAACUAUAAUCAGCAGA
Nerophis ophidion (straightnose pipefish) is the source of this 1558-nucleotide messenger RNA. Its product is annotated as multiple coagulation factor deficiency protein 2 homolog. Lineage: Eukaryota; Metazoa; Chordata; Actinopteri; Syngnathiformes; Syngnathidae. Gene Ontology annotation, molecular function: calcium ion binding. Bases 261 to 713 code for a protein of 150 amino acids. The transcript has 6 exons. The record is from RefSeq and is a predicted model, not a curated record.